Chelmon rostratus (copperband butterflyfish) is the source of this 5188-nucleotide messenger RNA. RefSeq lists its product as uncharacterized. Gene Ontology annotation, biological process: regulation of mRNA splicing, via spliceosome; regulation of cell cycle. NCBI's taxonomy places the organism in Eukaryota, Metazoa, Chordata, Actinopteri, Chaetodontiformes, Chaetodontidae. The coding region runs from base 210 to 3875 and encodes 1221 amino acids. The record is from RefSeq and is a predicted model, not a curated record. Gene Ontology annotation, molecular function: RNA binding. The transcript is spliced from 10 exons.
CCAUCAUGGCGGAUCAGGUAGUUGGCUAAUGUAUACGGAUAGCAUAUUCAACGAUUGUUUGAUUUCACACAUUUUAGGACUAACAGUAACAGCCAUUGGACAAUUUCUACACUGGGACUGCAGCCAUCGAAUUGAAACUGGUCUUGAGUGUCGGAGCAGCACGCUUGUGACAUUAAGAGAGCCGUUGUAAAUCCAGGGGCACCGGCAUAAUGGAAUGUGCUGUGGACAUUCCCUCAGGUGAGGAAGAGGCACCUGAGAAAGAUGACAUGAAGUCCAAGGAAGGAAAUGAGCCAACCCACAAGAAAAACAAAAAGCACAGAAAACACAAGAGCAAGAAGAAGAAGAGGAGGAGGAAGGGGGAAAAGGAAAGCAGUUCAGAAUCUGGUGCUGAUUCAGAUGUAGAACCACCACCUCCGAGACCAGUCAGGACCACCAGAGCCAGUGCCAGACUGGCAGCAGCUGCAGGAGCUGGAGAUCAUACUGGGCUGAAGGAAGAGGGCAAAAGGGAUGUAAUUACAGAUCGCUUAGACACAGAAGGAGAUGCAAAAUCCAAGAAACACAAAAGACAUGCUGCCAAGAAGAAGAAAAAGAAGAGGAAGAAAGAUGAAAAGCAGGAAAAGAAAUCUCCCUCUCACUCCCCAUCUGAAAGCAGCUCAGCUUCAGGUUCUGAUUCUGAAGGUGAAGGAGGUAAAGGGGCUGGUGAUGGCAAAUAUUCUCCAGCUACAGCAUCUGACCUGCAAGAACCAGUGUCCAAGCUGAUUCUGAAAAGCAAACGAGGGGAGGAGAAGGGGCUUCCCAUCCUCACACAGAAACCUGAACUGCUCGGGGUGAAGAAAGAGGAGGUAUCAGAUAUGGAUGUGUCCCCAUCUGGAGAGAAGGGUGGCAACACCAACGGAUCAGAAAAGGAUAUAAGGUCACCCUCUGCAGGCCAAGAUGAGAUAACAGAGACAGCAACAAUUAAGGGUAAGACAGAGAGUAGUCAUACUGAUGGUGCAUUCAGCCAUGCCCAGGAACUCCCUGACAUCAUCCCUAAACAGGAAGGUGCUACACCAAGAGAUGACCCAGGCCUGAAAGAUCAGGCCAAUUCAGUUCAGAGGGCAAAGGUCAAGGAAUGCGAAUCCUCCAGGUCUAGGUCUAGGUCCCCUUCCCCUUGCAGGGACCCAGACAUUAAGAGGUCUGGGUCAAGUCACAGUCUAUCACCAACACCUAGUCCCAGUAGACAGCAGUCUGAUGGUCAAGCAGCAGCAGCAGCAGCAGCAGCAGCAGCAAUGAAAGAGCGGUCAAGAACCCUUUCCAGGUCAACCUCAAAGGGAAAACGUUCUACAACUCCUCUAAAGAGUCGUCAGCCAUCACGCUCUCAGUCCCGCUCUCAGUCCCCUAAAUCUAGGAGGAAGCCACUCUCUCCAUCCCCAAAGUCAACCAAGAGAACUAGCUGUCAGUCCCGAUCCACCUCUCGCUCCCUCACCCCCAAGAAGAAGGUGUCAAAGCCUCCAAAGAAGUCCAAGUCUCCUAAACGUCGGAGGAGUUCAUCGUCUGUUUCCCCAAAGCGACACAGAAGUUCCCACUCUCCAAGAAGAAAGGUGUCACGAUCCCCUAAACGUGGUGGCCGCAGGUCCCCCUCUCUCUCUCGGUCUCCAAGGAGAAGUCGAAGGUCAGAGUCACGUCCCCGUGGAGGCACUAGGCGUUCCAGGACCCGCUCACCUAGACGAGGUGGUGCAGUUGGCAGGCGUUCACGGUCACGUUCCAUCACGAGAACCCGUCGUUCCCACUCUAGAUCAAGACGCCCUGUUCGUCGGUCUGGGUCGCGGUCACUGGCAAGGCGUGGAGGAGGCAGGCGCUCAAGGAGUCGAUCUCUAUCUCGACGUAGGAGAUCACCACCCCCCAGAUCCCGCCGCUCACGCUCCCGGUCAGUCCGCAGGAGCAGGCGGACAAGAUCUCGUUCCAUUGUAGUCCUUAAGCGCAACCGUCGCUCCAGAUCCAGGAGUGCCCGCAAACGGACCAAAUCCAGGACCCCACCUUCUCGGCGACGGUCUACGUCUCGUUCACCAGUCAGACGGCGCUCUCGUUCCCCUGGCAGGAGAAAUCGUUCUCCACCAAGGGCUGGCAAACGCUCCAAAUCUCGCUCAUUGUCUCGAAGGCAUCGGUCAAAGUCACGCUCACCACUACCUAGCAAGAGGAGGUCCAAAUCUCCCAGGAAGAGUGGAAGAAGGUCAAAGUCUAAAUCCGUCUCUGCAGGCGUGAACAGAUCUAAGUCCAGGUCCAGGUCUGUGUCAAGUGGUGGUGGGUCUGAGAGCUCCUCCCCAGCCAGAUCCACAUCCUCCUCUCCUGUUAAAGAGAAGAGGCUUUCCACUCCUCAGGCAGAGCAAACAGCAUCUGGAGAAAGUGCAGGACUUUCAGCUACAACAGGUGCGUGGAAACCUGUACCUUCAGCAGCUACCUCCAGCCCCCAUGCUGGAAGCUCCUCAGAAAAGUUGCAGCCUCAGACGCUUGCCCCCAACGAUGACAAGGAACAGAAGGAGCGUGCAAGCUCGGCCAAUGAACGAGAUGUUUCCAAGUCCAGGUCUGGUUCCAGAGAGCCUGGCACUAGCCCAGAAAGAUCAGAUCGUUCAGAAGGCUCAGAUGAAGAAGAGGAGUCUUCCUCUCCUGUUGCAACCCUCCUCAGGCUCCUCAGCUCCUCGGGUUCGGCAUCUCCAGGAGCACAGAAGAAGCGGCUGUCCAGGUCACGCUCACCUGCGGAUCGCAGGAAACUUUCACGCUCAACUUCGUUGCCUCGGCGUUCUACAUCCAAGUCUGCAUCCAGGAAGAAGCAGUCUAGGUCCAAGUCUCCAGUGAGAAAAAGAGAAUCUGUGCGACGGUCUAAAUCUCGGAGUCCUGCCCGGCGCCGGCGGUCACGCUCUGCUGCACGGCGUAAGCGGUCAUGCUCCAAGUCGCGGACGAGAGUUCGCCGGUCCAAGUCCCGCUCUCCAACCCGCAAGAGGAGAUCUCGUUCACCCAACGCCCGUGGGAGGAGGAGGUCCAAGUCCACAGACAGAAGCAAGCGAUCCAAGAGCCGCUCCACAGGCCGGAGGAAAAGGUCCAGGUCAGGAGAACGAAGCAGGCGAUCAAGGUCUCGUUCUUCUGAUCGCAGACGCAGGUCUAGGUCAAGGGGCCGAGGGAGGCGUCCGGCAUUUCGCAGCCGUUCUUUCGAUAGACGGGACAGGUGGAAAAGGGAACCUAGCCACUCUCCAGUUCUCAUUCUCCGCAAACAGCGCCGCUCAGGGUCCCGGACACGACGCAGCACCAGCAAGACUCCUCCACGGCUCACUGAACUGGAUAAGGACCAGUUACUGGAGAUAGCCAAAGCUAAUGCUGCUGCCAUGUGCGCUAAGGCGGGGGUGCCCAUUCCUGAGAGUCUUCGGCCGAAAGCCAUUCUCCAGCUCCCUCUGCCCACUCCAUCUCCUGCUCCACUCUCCUUACCUCUACCUUUACCUCUCCCAAUGGGCAUGGGGAUGCCCAACAUGCCGAAUAUGCCCAACAUGGGUCCAAUGGGGAUACCCAAUAUUCCAGGAAUGCCCAGCAUGUCAAACAUCACCAUGAGUGCUGCUAUGGCAAGUAUGACAGCAGCUACUAUGACAGCUGCCUUGACCAACAUGGGUGCCCUGGCGGCCAUGCCUCCCCUUGCCCCACUUCCUACCAUCACCAACAAGCCUCCCCCGUGCCUCGCGCCCCCAACACCAACCCUCAACCUGGACCACAUUGAGGAAGCAAAGCGAAAGGUCACUCAGCAAGCUAACAUACACACCAUCAAGGAGCUUACAGAGAAGUGUAAGAUGAUUGCAAAUAGCAAGGAGGAGAUGGCCAUUGCAAAGCCCCAUGUCUCAGAUGAUGAAAGCUAAAACCACACAGCCAUCACGCCAUUCUUCUCAAGGACUUGAGGAAAAUGUAAAAAAAACACCAACAAAAAAAAAAAAACAACACACUUUACAGGAGGACCUACCUUUCCACAGUUCCCUUUUGGUAGCCAGAUGACCUGACUGAGCCUCAUAAACCACCAAGAAGAAGAAUAGCACCCUAGUUGUCACAGUUUCAACAGUUUCAGUGCACCAGCCACUGCCCCACUCAGCUCCCCAGUUUGUUUCUUGUUUGUGUGUGUGAGAGAGAGAGAGAGACUGGCACACUGUCACCUGUGAUACCACUGAGGAAACUGGACACACUCACAUGUGUGCACAGUUUUCUGACUAUAGUGAGUGUGAGCCUGUGUGUGAAUUGUGCGAGUGUGUGUGUGUAUAUAUAGUGACUUUCACCACCAACUCCUCAGUGAUGCUGCUCAUUUAAGCAGUCACUGUUGUAAAGACUGAAGAGGAAACAAACCAAACUAACUAGUGGCGCAAGUGUUUUUGUAAAAGAUUAGUUUCUCUAAAUUUGUUUUACUUUUAUGCUUUCUUAAGGGAUUGUGUUAAGUGGAAAGUGCUUCCUUGUUCUGCUGCAUUUCCCUUGGUUACCUCUAGUCCCCGGUUUUAUAAACUAAUAAUGCAGAUGAAGCUUUGGUAGAUCCUCAUGUGAUUUGUUUUUACACAGAGUGACCACAUGUUGUGAAUCCUGGAACAGAGUGCCAGAUAGGAUUAUUUUGGCGUAAGGGAAUAAUUGAAUAUAUUGGCUGCAAAAAGAAUAAGGUUUUGAACUUUGACUGACACAGAUUAUCACCUCCAUUCACAGAACAUAACUAAAUUCCGUAAGUAGCGCCCUGGGUGUGAUUUUUCUUUCCCUCAUUUUUAGAUGGCACCGAGCUAAUUCUUUGACCUAGUCUUUCAUUGGGGCUUUGUUGGUAUUGUUUUCAACGUUGGAAACAUAUUUGCUGUAGGUUUAAAUUGAUAUUUACCGUUUAACACCAGUAUUCUUACAUGCAGUGUUGUGUGUUUGUAUACGAUACACACAAAAUGUUACCAUUAGUUGCUGGGCAUUGCAAAUUGGGUUGAUGGCUGUCUUGGUGAUCAGAUUGACUGGACCUUGAACCACCAAUCUUAGAAUAUGUCAGUGAAUCCAUAUUUUGUUUCCCUGAUAUGAUAAAGGAGGGAUGAAAAUGACGUUUCCAUUAAACUUCACACUGUCAGCGGACGUAAUCGUUACUUGUUUAGAACAUUUAUAUUUGACUGUGUGACUGAAUACAUGAUAAACAAUUGGCAUUUAAAAAUAAACACCUUUGCCUUUG